AUGGGGCAGAGUAGUGAGAAAAAUAAAGCAAGCAAAGGGAGCAAUAAUUCUAAUAGCUCCAGCUUGGCUAAGAACCAGUUAAAGCAAGGGAGAGGCCAUUUCCAUGUUCUGAGUGUGGGAAAUGGGAAAUGUUUUGCACGGAAAUCAAAUCUUGUUAAACAUCAGAGUAGUCACACAGGUGAGAGGCCAUUUUCUUGCUCUGAGUGCGAGAAAUGUUUUACACGGAAAUCAAAUCUUGUUAAACAUAAGAGUAGUCAUACAGGUGAGAGACCAUUUCCAUGUUCUGAGUGUGGGCAAUGUUUUGCACAGAAAUCACAUCUUGUUACACAUCAGAGAAGCCACACAGGUGAGAAGCCUUUUCCAUGUUCUGAGUGUGGAAAAUGUUUUGCACAGAAAUCCAAUCUUGUUACACAUCAGAGAAGUCACACAGGUGAGAAGCCAUUUUCUUGCUCUGAGUGUGGGAAAUGUUUUGGACGCAAAUCAGAUCUUGUUACACAUCAGAGAAGUCACACAGAUAAGAAUCCAUUUCCAUGUUCUGAGUGUGGGGAAUGUUUUGCACACAAAUCAGAUCUUGUUAUACAUCAGAGAAGUCACAGAGGUGAGAAUCCAUAUCUAUGUUCUGAGUGUGGGAAAUGUUUUGCACACAAAUCACAUCUUGUUACACAUCAGAGAAGUCACACAGGUGAGAAGCCAUUUUAUUGCUCUGAGUGUGGGAAAUGUUUUACCCAGAAAUCAUGUCUUGUUAUACAUCAGAGAAGUCACACAGGUGAGAAGCCAUUUCCAUGUUCUGAGUGUGGGAAAUGUUUUGCACACAAAUCAGAUCUUGUUAUUCAUCACAGAAGUCACACAGGUGAGAAGCCAUUUUCUUGCUCUGAGUGCGGGAAAUGUUUUGCACAGAAAUCACAUCUUGUUACACAUCAGAGAAGUCACACAGGUGAGAAGCCAUUUUAUUGCUCUGAGUGUGGGAAAUGUUUUACCCAGAAAUCAAGUCUUGUUACACAUCAGAGAAGUCACACAGGUGAGAAGCCAUUUUAUUGCUCUGUGUGUGGGAAAUGUUUUACCCAGAAAUCAAGUCUUAUUAUACAUCAGAGAAGUCACACGGGUGAGAAGCCAUUUCCAUACUCUGAGAAAUAAAUCAGCUCUUGUUGCACACAACAGACAUCACUUAGGUGAGGAACCAUUUUAAUCUUCUGGAGUAUACUCAUCAUUGCCAUGCGUUUUUCUUCAAGGUUCUUAUCCUAUCUUCUAUGCUUUUUGCAGUAUACAUGCUACCACUGGGUGAAAUAUUCAGAUGUCAUGCCCUCAUCUACCACUGCUAUGCAGAUGACCUGUCUUUUGCUCCAGGUACCCAGUACCAAUCCUAAAUGGUUGUCUAGCUGAGCUCCAGGUGUUGGUGAUGCCAGUUGGCUGUGACUCAGUCCUGGGGAAACAGGUCUUUAUGAUAGAAGCUCACCACCAAAGGGCAGGGCUACAGCUCAGCUUUGCAAAGCAACCAGACUUACGCUUGGGGAUUCAGAGUUACAAAAUGCUGAUCAUGUGCGGAAUCUUGGUAUCCUGGAUGUUGGAGUGACACUUAGAUAUCAGGUAUCUGCCACAAUCAGAUUGUCAUCUGAGGAACAUAGCCAGACUCCACCACUUAUUUCCCUCAGAAGAUCUACCUACAGUCAUACAUACACUUGUAUAAUCACGCAUAGACUACUUCAAUGUCCUCUAACUGGGUCUCCCAGCAAAAGAAUUGCACCGCUUGUAGCUUGUACAGAAUGCAGCAGCCAGGCUGUUACCUAACCAGCCCGUUCCUGCCACAUAACACCCAUUCUCUACUCCCUUCACCGGCUGCCAGUAAGAUGGGGACUAUUAAUCUUACUGACUCUCCCAGCCCUACAUGACCGGGGUCCAAGGUACCAGAAGCAGCGUCUUCCUCCUUACUGCCCAGCUUGCUUCCAUCUGCAGAUGGACUGUUACCAGCAGUUCCAAGAAUCCUCAAGAAGUUCUGAGAUGUCAGAGUGGAGACAUGUUGGAUGGCACUAUUGCUGUGGUGGGGACUGCCGGAGGCACUAUCUGUGGCUAGUAUCCCCAAGCGGUGCUGAGGUGUCAGAGGGGAGAGACAGGGUGGGUGGCACUAGUGCUGUAAUUGGGUUGCCAGAUGCACUAUGGGUAAUUUAUUUUUCAUCCACUUGGGGUCACUGGAGUACUCGAGAUAUGAACGGAGAGUUAGCAGGAACAGGCACAUUUAAAUUAGUAACCUUCCUUCCCCUCCAUACUCCCAAAGGUACCUCACGUGGGGAGUUCUCCACAGUUUUUCUAUUUUUCAUAGAUUUUUUCUUUUUUACACUCAAUCCCUUCCCAGAUUAUUAAGAAGCUUUGGUCCGGGAUUGUUUGUGCUGCUGCUGCAGCAAUUGGCUUGUCGGUGCUCAGGAGAGGAGCACGAGUACGGCGGCUGCCGCGAGUCUGUCUUUAGAAGGAGGAGAGGGGGGAGGCUGAGCACAAUAUAUAUCGGUUAAUAUGGUAAUAAGUUUCAUCUUGCAUGCUUUAUUAUACUUGAGUAUAGGCAUGCACAUGGCAGGAUGCCAUUUUAACCUUACUUCCUGGUUCUUCUUGCAGGAAGUUUGCUGCUGUCCUACAACACUCGGCCACUGGAGGAGUUGGGGUGUUAGUAGGAAUUCGGUACAGCACAGGUUUCACUGAUUAUAGUGUGUCCCACGUACACUGCACUUCUGGGUUAUACACACUUUAGUUACAUUUUUACUGAGUCGUGGGACUUGUCUGUUUUUUGUCUACUUGUCUGUGUACAUAAUGAGUAAGGUAAAUGCAAAAUCAAAAAAGCAGCUUAGCUGCAAGGUCUGUGAGAGUGUGUUACCUGACGGAACUGCUGCAUGCACAGUAUGUCUUGCAAAUACGACUGCAAAUACGAACCCAUACCCAGAUCCUCCUUGGGUAAUGUCUGGGUUACAAUCAAAAUUGGAAGCUGCGCGAUAGGAGCGUGAGACGGAUAGAUCUGAGGCUAGGGUAAUACCAGAAGGGGCUCAGGAGAUGUCUAGGGCUUUGCAAGGGUUACAAAAGUCCAAGUCUAGCUCAGUUCCGAAAGAUAGUUAGCAUUUGUUUUAUAACUUACCAGUUUCAGCGAUGUUGCAUUCUGACGAUUCAAUGCCAGACCUGAUAGCUCAAGAGGAACAUGAGGAAGGUGAAUUGGGCCAGAAGUCAGAUAAUGAGGUUACUGAUAGUCUGGCCAUUGAUAAUCUCAUCGGUCAGUACAUCAGGUUCUAAAUUUUACGGAGAUUGAAGAACCUCUUUCAAAUGAUGAAGUGUUAUUUGCUAAAAGACGGAGAACACCGGUGUGUUUUCCUUAUUCAGAUUCUCUGAAUAAGCAGUUAACAGAAGCAUGGAAGAAUCCGGAUAAACGGUUUUCUAUGCCUCAACGGUUUCUGUCAAGUUACCCGUUCCCAGAGUCUAUGACGUCUAAAUGGUGAAAUUGGCCGGCUGUGGAUUCCUUGGUGUCAAAACUUUCUAAGAAGUUAACCAUUCCAGUUCCAGCUGCUAUGACGCUUAAAGGCCCAUCAGAGUGUAAGCUAGACGCUAUGCUAAAGUCAGUGUAUACAGCAGUAGGGGUGUUGCUUAGACCUGCUUUGGUUGGAGUUUGGAUUAACAAGGCUGUAGUUGCAUGGGCAACACAGCUUAAGUUGGGCCUACAAGAAGAACAUCUGUGAAUCUGCUGAGUAUCUAGGUAUGGCUUUUAUGGACGUCGGCCUGGUUAGUUCUCACCUUUCAGCUUCACAAGUUGCAGCACAACGUGCACUUUGGCUGCAUUCUUGGCAGGCGGAGGCAGAGUCCAAAUGAGGAAUAGAUGCAUUGCCUUAUGCUGGCGAGAUGUUGUUUGGUCCUGAAUUGGACAAAUGGAUUUCUCAGGCCACGGGGAGAAAGUCUGUUUUCCUACCAUUGCCUUUACAGGUUCCUAAAUGUAAAUUAUCUGGAUCAGCAUUCAAAUCCUAUAGACCUCAGUCCUUUCGAGGCCAUGCUAGAAGAACAACCAUACACAGUAGACAUGGUAGAUGACGUGGUUUUCAAUAAACCACUAACCGUCAUGACACUAAGACGACCGACAAGCCAGUGGCAUGACGGGCUUCCAGCCCAUCUCGUAUCUUCAGUUGUGGGUGUGACAACUGAGGCUGACUUAGGGAAGCUUCAGAUGUAGGGGCUGGCGUGUAGGUGAACCGUGGAGGUAAGAUUAGGUUCCUAGAAAUGCAGGAUGUUUGAACACCAUCAACCCAAAGGCGUGACCACAACAAUGGAGUAAAAUAUAAAAGUCAAUUUAUUGAACACACAGUAUAUAUCUUGGCAAUGAGAUAUCUUCAACAGUGAGUGCAGAAUGAAAUGCAGUACAGUUCCUGGGAAUGCAGCUGGUAUUUGAGACUGUGGCUAUGCAGAACAAGAUGACAAAAGUCCUUGCCAAAAUCCGGAGUUGAAAAGUCUGUGGCCACAGCUAACCGCUGUAAUGAGGAACCAGCAAGUACCGCCCAGUAGGUGGCAGACAGGAGACUGGGAUAGGCACUGAUACACUGAGGUUGAAGUGAAGUAGAUAGAGUUGCCAGAGACUGCCGAACGGAACCGGUGUGAGGAAAGAUGUGCUGAACUCACCACUGGAGCAACAGUUUGAUGGUGAACAUUGAUGGAUACUGUGGUCCGAUGUUGUGUAGAAGGAGAUGCAGAGUGAUAUAUGAAUACCGCUAGAGAUGACGUGAAGCACCGCUGUAGGCAGAUGGUAACAUCAAGCACUGCUGGAAGCUGAGGGUGAUGUAAGUGACGCGCUGGAAGCCAGUGACACUUUACCACAGAGGCUAGUGAGCGAUGCUGUAGAUAAUGGAAGUAGCAACAAUACCAAGACACCGCUGGAAGCAGAGCAGGUCCACAGCUGGAAGCCAAUGUCAGGAUCGAAGUAGAUAGCCAGGAAGCAGAGCUGGAACACUGCAGGAGUCAGGCUGCACCGCAGGGAGGUAAUUGGUGCCGGUCUCUUGGAGAAGCUGAAUCACAGGAGCUGGAGUACCUGGAAAGUCAAGCUGAGAAUUCACCAAACAGGAGAGACAUGUAUGCAAGGAUUGACAACCAAAGCACUGACCCUUACCCAACCCUGGAGCAGGAUAUUUAUACCAGCUGGUGAGCCUGGAUUGGCUGGAUAAUAUAGGCAGAGUCCAGACUGCAGCGGAUAGGCUGAAAACAACGUGAUAAAAAACAAACAUGGCUGCGCCCAUGUUUGAAACUGGAAGGAAAGUCUGUCUGUAUUUUACAUGUGGGAAUCGGCAGUAAUGGCCGCGGAGGGCAGGAGAUGCCAAACUUUAAACAAAUGGAUGUUUUGUGUAAUAUUGCCAUGCCAGCGCUGCGGCAAUCAGAGAGGAGAACCUUGAGACACAGAUAUGCAGUGCGCUGCCCGCAGACAGCGCAGGUGGAAUCCAGGCCUGGAACGCCGGGCCAGUCUCAGAAGGCACUUAGCAGGUAAAUAAUGGGGGUAAUAACCCGGAUCGUGACAGUGGGAGCACGCCUUCAGACGUUUCAUUUGGCGUGGUUUCAGACAUCCAUAGAUGGGUGGAUCCGCAAUUUAGUGUCCAAAUGUUACAAAUUAGAGUUUGAUUGUCUUUCACCAAUGCGAUUUUUCAAGACAUGUCUGCCUGUAUCAGGAGACAAGAAGGCGGUUCUGUAGACCAUGAUUCAGUCUCUCGUAGAGUCAGCAGUUUUGAUUCCGGUCCCAGAUCACCAACAGGGUCAAGGUUACUAUUCCAGUCUUUUUGUAGUACCAAAGCUGGAUGUCUCUGUCAGACCGAUAUUGAACCUAAAGGGGCUCAAUCACUACAUCGCUUACUACAGAUUCAAGAUGGAAUCCCUGCAUUCAGUGAUUGCAGGUUUAGAGCCACAUAAAUUCAUGAUUUCUCUGGAUCUCAGGGAUGCGUACUUACACAUUCCAAUUUGGCCACCACAUCAGGUGUACUUAAGGUUUGCAGUACAACUAAACCAUUAUCAAUUUCAGGCACUACCAUUUGGCCUCUCGUCAGUACCUCGGGUGUUCACGAAGGGGAUGUCUCUGAUGAUAGCUCAUCUCAGAUCCCUGGGAGUGAUAAUAGUUCUGUACUUCUCAUCAAAGCUCCGUCUCAACAGAUACUCCUUCAACAUAGAAAUUGGUUUUGAAUCGGCGCUCCACAGCACACACAAACCCAAUUAAACUCUGAUAGCUGCUCACCAGUUGUGGACGGGCUGUCCCAACAGAUUAUCAAUAAGAUCAAAAAAAGCAAAAGAAGGGAGCGCUAGGAGAGUCUAAUAUUACAUUUAUUAAUGAAACAGUGUUUCAAAUGCCACAUGAAUCACAAUAUAGCCUAGUAAAAAGUAUACACAUUUAUUUAAUAAAAUACUGUAUUAAAUACAGCUGCAAUGUAUCACCUGAAUUAAAAAAUAAAUAGUGAAAUGACACUUAAUAUAACCCGUAUUUUGGCCGUGCGUCCACGGACUAAAAGGUUUUAUGGAUUAGUUAGUUAGGAAAGAUGGUGACGUCUUUCAAAUCACUCCAGUUCGGAAGAUUUCACUCACGUCCUUUUCAACUAGAUGUUCUCGCACAGUGGACAGGCUCGCAUUUACAAAUUCAUCAGAUGGUGAGGCUGUCUCCAAGGGCCAGAAUACCACUACUCUGGUGGCUCCAAGUACACAAUCUCACAGCAAGAAAAAUAUUUGGAGUCUGGAAUUGGAUUAUUCUGAUGACAGACGCAAGUCUCAGAGGUUGGGGAGCAGUGGUCCAAAAUUGUCAGUUUCGGGGUCUCUGGUCAGACCGAGAAAGUUUACUUUUAAAAUGAAAAAAUGGAAAGCGUUAUGAAAAAUAAAUAAUUAUGUAUAAAGGAAAAAAUGUUAACAGAGAUAUGCGGUACCUGUAAAUGAAAUAGUUUGGUUAAAUCGAGAAUGUUUACACUCUUUUGAGUGAAUAUGUAGUGGAGUAGCCAGCACAGUGAGUUUUUAUUAACCUGGUUUGCAGGUGUCCUACCUUUCCCUGCGCUUAGGAUGUUCACAAGCCGCUGUGGCUCUGAUGUGUGUUGCCGUGCGGCGGCCGGCGAGGCUAGCGGCUUUGAUGUUUCUUGCCGCACGGCGGCCGGCGGGGCUGGCAGCGUUUCAGAUCCCGCUGCGUCCAGCGGGACUGUGCACUCUGUAGUUUCUUUCCUGGCUCCAGGUGCAGCACGGUACAUAACAAGCGCAGUUAAUUUUAAUUUUCACAAGAAAGUUUACUGUCGAUAAAUGUCCUGGAACUCAGGGCAAUUUACAACACGCUGCGACAGGCAGUUCACAUGCUCCAUUCUCAGACUGUUCAGGCUCAGUCAGACAACGUGACGUCACAUACAGCAACAAACAAGGAGGAACUCAAAGUUGCAUGGCCAUGCGGGAAGUUGCUCGAAUCCUCAAGUGAUAUUGUUGGCAGUGUUUAUUCCAGGAGUGGACAACUGGGAGGCGGAUUAUCUCAGCUGGCAGGAUUUUCAUCCAGGGGAAUGGGCCCUAAAUCCAGAGGUGGGUUUACCCACAGGUGGAUCUAAUGACAUCUUGGCAAAAUCAUCAAACACCCCAUUAUGUGUCCAGAACAAGAGAUUCAAAGGCAGUGGCAGUGGAUACUCUCACAAUCGCGUGUCCGUACAGCCUCAUGUAUCGGUUUCCACCUUUUCUACUGCUUCCUCAGUUGCUAAAGCGGAUCAAAUUACAGUCCAUGAUAGUCAUAUUAGUGACGCCUCAUUGGCCUUGGAGAGCGUGGUUCUCGGAUCUCAGAGGUCUACUCGCAGACAAUCCGUGGACACUCCCGCUACGUCCAGCCAUGCUACAACAGGAUCUAUUCCUGUACCCCGGUUUAGCGCUGCUGCGUUUGACUGGGGUGCUGUUGAAACCACUCUCUUCAAAUGAGAGGGCAUUCCAGAAUCGGUUAUACCAACCAUGUUACAUGCUAGAAAGAGAAAGCCAGUAACGGCAGCUCAUUAUCAAAGGAUUUGGCAUGCCUGUAUAGGGUGGUGUGAAGCUUGGAAUUUUCCGACAUCAAGUUAUCCUUUCAAGUUAUCCCGUCUUUUGCUAUUUUUACAGACUGGGUUAGAUGGAGAACUGCGUUUAUCUACACUAAAGGUGCAGGUCUCUGCCUUGUCAAUUUACUUCAAAGGUGUUUGGCCCUUUUGCCAACUGUUCACACUUUCCUGCAAGGUGUCCUCAGAGUACAACCUCCAUUUAUACCACCUACAGCGCCAUGGGAUUUGAAUCUGGUUUUAGAUUUUUUACAGUCUUCAAAUUUUGAACCCUUGCAACAAGUGGAUGUUAAGUUUCUGACUUGGAAUACAGUUUUUCUCCUAGCCUUAGCUUCAGCAAAGCGUGUUUCAGAAUUGGGUUCCCUUGUCCUGCAAGCCACCGUAUCUGGUGUUUCAUGAUGAUAGAGCGGAACUUCGGACGAAUCCCGCUUUCCUACCAAAGGUAGUAUCUUCUUUUCAAAUCAAUCAACCAAUCAUAGUUCCGGUAUUAUCAGAGGGUGCAUGAACUCCAGCUACAUUGGAUGUGGUACGCGUACCCCGCAUUUAUGUAGCCCAAACAUCAACAGUACGUAAAACGGAUACGUUGUUUGUUCUCUAUGAUGCAGUCAAGAUAGGUUGGCCAGCUUCCAAACAGACCUUGGCCAGAUAGAUUAACUUGACCAUUCGUCAGGUGCACUUUCAUGCUAGUCUAACACCGACUGCAUGUGUCAACACAUUCCUUGCGUUCUGUGGGAACAUCAUGGGAGCAGGUCAUGGAGCUUUUAUGACGCAACUUUGCCGUGCGGCUACAUGGUCAUCAGUGCACACGUUUGUGCGCUUUUACAAGUUUAAUACGUUUGCGGCAUCAGCAUCUAGCUUUGGCCGUCUAGUGUUACAGGUGCCAAACAGCUCUCCCGCCCAAGGGGGAAACUUUGGUAUGUCCCAAGUGUACUCCAGUGACCCAUAGUGGAUGAAAAAAUAGGAUAUUGGUACUUACCAGAUAAAUCCUUUACUUUGAAUCCACAGGGGGCACUGAACGCCCACCCAGAGCAGUUUCACCUGUCUUGUGGUAAGUUCAGUAGAUCUUUUGGUAACGGAUCUCACCAACUUGCUCAAUUGUUAAGGUGAUUGUUAUCUAUUGUCGCGUCAACUGUUCAGUUGUCCAUUUCAUUAUGUGUCAACUUUAUCGUUAUCCGUUAUGUUAUAAUGUUAUAUGUAAUUCUCUAAUGUUCAUCCUAUCUAUUGCUCCUGUUUGGCUCAGUAAAAACACUGAGGUACCUUGGUGUAUGGAGGAGGUGGAGGGUUAAUAAUUUAAAUAUUUAAAUGUGCCUGUCCCUGCUAACACACCGUCCAUAUCUCAAGAGUACUCCAGUGCCCCCUUUGGAUUCAAAGAAAAUAAUUUAUCUGGUAAGAACCAAAAUCCUAUUAUUAUCCCCAAGCAGCACUAAGGUGUCUGAGGGGGAG
Molecule: messenger RNA, 9464 nt
Organism: Pseudophryne corroboree (corroboree frog)
Lineage: Eukaryota; Metazoa; Chordata; Amphibia; Anura; Myobatrachidae
Product: gastrula zinc finger protein XlCGF17.1-like
Exons: 3
Coding region: 1-1134 (377 amino acids)
Biological process (GO): regulation of transcription by RNA polymerase II
Cellular component (GO): nucleus
Molecular function (GO): DNA-binding transcription factor activity, RNA polymerase II-specific; RNA polymerase II cis-regulatory region sequence-specific DNA binding
Source: RefSeq, a predicted model, not a curated record